AAUGUCUUCAUCAUUAUUGGCAACAAGAAGUAAACAACGACAAGAAAUUGAAGAAAUUUCUCAGAAUCCAAAUUUAAUAAAGGAUUUGAAAAUUUUACCACAAAAUUAUUCUUUUGAAAUUCCAAAAACUAUAUGGAAAAUUAACAGUACACAGAGCAAAACUGGUAAGUGA
Molecule: messenger RNA, 172 nt
Organism: Meloidogyne enterolobii
Lineage: Eukaryota; Metazoa; Nematoda; Chromadorea; Rhabditida; Meloidogynidae
Source: the annotation of a GenBank genome assembly